UGUUUUCCUCACCAUGCUGCAGUGUGCGUGUUCUCUGAUAAAACUCAAGUGUGUGUGUUUACAGUUAGAGCGCAGUGUGUGUGUGUGUGUUAGUGUGUGAGAGAGCAGAAUGAGCGGUGUGUGUAGAGAAGUGCUCACUCUACAGAUCGGACAUUACUCCAACUUUGUGGGGACACACUGGUGGAACCUACAGGAUGCGUCUCUCUGUUAUGAUCCUGACGUUCCACCAGAUGAGCUGCGGAGUGAUGUGCUGUUUAGAGAAGGUCUCACCCAGAAGGGGCACGUCACCUACACACCCCGCCUCAUCGCCCUCGACCUGAAAGGAAGUCUGCAGACUCUGAAACAGGAAGGCCUUCUGUACGCUACGGAGCAGGACAACAGCACCUUCACAUGGCAGGGGGAUCUAGAUACUCAUGUGGAGGCUCCUGCAGAGAGAAACCCAUUCCUGAGGGAACUUGACAGCCUGGAUACAGAGGAGUUGUUAGCAGAGCCAACCUUCAGCAAUCCAUCUGCUUCAAGCAAAAAUCACUCCUCCUGCUCAGGAGGGUCUGUUGCCAUGGAGACGGUGAACAGCAGGUUGGAGCGAACGCAGCGAGCCUAUAGGCUGGAGGGCAGUGUGAGGGUGUGGUCAGACUUCCUGAGGCUCCACCUCCAUCCUCGUACCAUAUCCAUCAUCAGUCAGUACAACCACGAUGGCGAGGCGGCGCGGUUGGAGGCGUUUGGCCAGGGGGAGGCGCUGUUACAGGGCUCUGUGCUAGAGGAGCUGGAGGACAAACUGCAUUUUUUCAUAGAGGAGUGUGACUACCUGCAGGGGUUCCAGGUCCUGUGCGAUAUAUCUGAUGGGUUCUCAGGUUUGGGGUCAAAGGUCACAGAGCUGCUGCAGGACUCCUACAGUGGGCGGGGCAUCCUGACAUGGGGCGUGGCUCCUGUCAGUCAUCCUGAGUCAAGUCCGAUUAAGGAGGUGUAUCACAUGAUGAACUGCGCCCUGGGAAUGAUGCACAUGGCCAAUCACAGUUCGAUGUUCUGCCCUUUGACCCUGAGGGGCGGGUUGGGGAGAAAGCCGGCUCCGCCCACCACUUUCCCUCUCCUGAGUUAUGACCCGUCUCUGUGGUAUCACAGCGGCUCUGUGUUAGCUCUAGCUCUGGACACUCUGACUGUCCCCUACAGACUGAGACAGAACAGCGCCCCCAUGUGGCAGCUGGCGGACGCUCUCACCGUGUCGGGCAGAAAGGUUGUGUGCGCGUACGGGUCCGUUCCGUUUCCCAUGAUGCACGGCAGUCGCCUUCCAGACGCUCUGAACUCCUGUGGUGACACGUUACCAUGGAGACCUCUAUCGGGCUGCCCCGAGCAGGGCACGGGGAGAUGUUUCGGCCAGUCGGUGACGCUUCGGGGGCUGGAGGGGCGGAGCCUAGUCAGUUCUCUGGCGCCUGGAACAGAACCUCACUCCAUCCUACACUGUGCUCAGUCAGGAGAAGAAGUGCUGAACAUGUACCUCAGAACACACUACCCAUCCACACCACUCGCAGUACAGCUGCUGUCCUCUCCCAGUAAACUGACCCCGCCCUUCCCUCAGAUUUUCAGUCCGAAACUCGACUCUCAGGGUUUAAUACAGAACCAAAGGUCCACUACGGGAGCUCCCGUGCCGGUGAUGUCUCUUCCCGUGCUGUCGAGUUUACAGUCCAGUACAUCGAUGUCUCCUUACUUGGCCGAGCUGCAGAAGUCCUGCGGCGCUCUCGAUUUACGCCGCGUUGCUCCCAGUUUCCUGUCUCACGUGGAUCAAGCCGACAUCACCGAGAGCCUCGAGCAGCUCCGGACGCUCGCGCACCGUUACCGUGACGACAGCGGGGGUACGCUGCGCUCUUCAUCUGACGAUGAGGAUGACGAUUAGCUCUGUAUGAACGAUUUCGUAGAAGAAGGUUAAAGUUCGUUCACAUCGAGGCACUGAAUCAUGACUCGAGUGAGAAAUGGAGAAGGAAGAGGGUGAGCUGGAGGAACCGCGGUGUAGAUGAGAAGAGAGAAAGAUUUACGGUGAAGGUUCUCUUUAAUUUGUUCAAAGAGAAAACUGUAGUGUAUAAAAGUCUUCGAUGUUUGGUCAGGAGUGAGAUACCAGCUGACGGCGGAGAACCUCACUGUCGUGGUCCAUGAGUGUGUAACCAAGCUCGCUUUGAUCUAAAGAAAAGCCCAGUGCUUUAAACAUCAACUGAAACUAAAUCUAUCAUGCAAAAAAGACUUUGUGUACAUAGCCUUGUAUUAACAUGAAACGGUUAUGAAUGUCAUAAUACAUUUCCUAAUAAA
Messenger RNA from Clarias gariepinus (North African catfish), 2295 nucleotides. It is a transcript of the gene msto1, whose product is annotated as misato mitochondrial distribution and morphology regulator 1. The transcript has 14 exons. Gene Ontology annotation, biological process: mitochondrion distribution. Lineage: Eukaryota; Metazoa; Chordata; Actinopteri; Siluriformes; Clariidae. The coding region runs from base 110 to 1888 and encodes 592 amino acids. Gene Ontology annotation, cellular component: cytoplasm. The record is from RefSeq and is a predicted model, not a curated record.